Blepharisma stoltei is the source of this 672-nucleotide messenger RNA. NCBI's taxonomy places the organism in Eukaryota, Ciliophora, Heterotrichea, Heterotrichida, Blepharismidae. The record is from the annotation of a GenBank genome assembly.
AUGAUGUCAGAUGCCAACGAAAUUACUGAUUUUUCUGAGUUACCUCACAAGAAAAUAAAGCUUGAACCCACAGAAAUUAAUUCCAAUGAUGAGAUAAGAAUACCUGCCAACGUAUCUGAUUUAAACGAAAACUCCGAAACCGCUUCGUCCUCUAACCCACAAGAAGAAGUAAAAGCUUUAAAUGACAUUAAAAGAGAAGAAAAUAGCUUAGAAGAUUAUGGAGACAUAAAAAGGGGCUCAAUUUGGCUGGGGACUUUUUGCAAUAAGCUCCAUGGCUCAGUAGCUUGCACUUAUAUGAUAAAAUCGUCUAAUGGUAAAGUUCUUGAGCAGAUGACGAAUAUUUAUUACAAAAAAUCCAAAGCUUUGUCAGUAAUAAAACACUUAAGGAGAGCCAUAAAAGUCUGUGGCCGUCGGUCGAUGGUCCAUAUUGACAUAUGUACAGACAAUGACGUAGUUUUUACCAAUUUUGACAAGUUUAAGAAGCUGAAUCCACAGUUAUUAGAGGAAAGAAUGAAGACAAGUGAUUUAUUUGCCAAAUUUAAUAUGACUCAUAAGUUUAAAUGAGUUUUUAAGCCUGCUAAUGUAGAAGCAAAUAAAAUUGCUAGAGAAGAGUUUGAAAAAAGAGAUAAAGAAGAGUUGUCUGACUAUUCUGCACAUGAGACUAAUCCAUAA